ACUUUCAAACUCUUCUCUCAGCUGUGGCUGGCUCUCUUGAGCAUCUGCCACAUACUGGUGACUCUUGGGUGUGAUUUAUCUGGAUAUUCUCACUAUGGACCUGAGCAGACAGGCAUGGUUACUGUCCAAGCCUAUAGGAAUAGCUUCAGAAGCAUCUCCAUUGGGACAGAACAUGACUGUCAACCCUGGUGCCUCCAUGCCUACAUUUGCCACCUUGCCUGUUCUCCCACCUGCCCCCCAACCAGCACCCCAGAUAUUUUGGGAGCCCCCAGCACCCCUCGUGACUGCAGGCAUCUCUCCCAGGAAUCCUUUAGUCCUAUCUGCCUUGCCUGGGAUGUCUUUGGUGGCAGAAGAUGGAAGCACUGCCCUGAAUACCGCUGUUCCUCUGAACAUUGUACAACUUGGAACACUAGGCAGGCCUGUCCAGCCUGUGUACAAUGCCAACAUUGUUUUCACUCAGGUGCCUCUCAAUUGUAAUGUCCCUGGGACCCAAGCUGGGAGUGUGGGGUGCUCUGCUUCACUUUUCAUGACAAUACCUGCUGCAAACACCUUCAUAAAUGCCCGAAUUGCUUCGGCUGUCCAGCCCCAAGAAGGAACAUGGGUCCUGGGACCUCGCCCUCCCACCACACAGCAAGUGGUCCAGCUGCUUCCAGUCAGGUCUCCAGUGAACUCAGCACCACCUCCAAAAGGAGCAUAUGGUGAGAGUGGCCCAGCCAACAUCCAAGCCAACUCUCCAGAAAACUACUUGUCCAAACCAGACAGUGUCUAUGGGAACUUCCGGCGCUGGCAGCAUAUCAAGACACUGGUCCAGAGGCACCUGCCCCAGACUCCUGAUGUGGCAGCUUUCUCCUGUUUCCUCAUUCCAGUGCUUCGGUCCCUGGCCCGGAGGAAGCCCACCAUGAAUGUGGAGGAAGGCCUGUGGAGGGGUCUUCAGGAAUGGCAGUGUACAAGCAACUAUGACCGGAUGAUCUUCUUUGAGAUGGCAGAAAAGUUCACAGAAUUUGAGAGUGCAGAAGAGAUGGAGAAUUCAAGGCUAGAGGUAAUGAGGGGCAUCCAGUGCCAAGUUCUUGCAACCACACCAAGGCAAGCUCCUCCAAGACUCCCAGCUUCUGAGGUGGCUGAGGAACCAGAGUGUACCUCCAUGAAGACUGUCCCCAAGACUGACCCUGCCCACCUCCCAGAGCUCAGACACCAGCAGUUACGAAAGACGGAGACCCCCAUGGAAAUUCCACCUGAAGCUGUGUGGGAGUACAUGGAUAUCAUGGACUGGCUGGAGGGGUUUCCUCAGUCAUUCACAGGAGAGCCCAAGGAAAGGGAGGAAGAUGAGAACAGUGGGCCAGAGCAGGAAGGAGAUGACUUGUACUCAGAUGCAGGACUCCUGAGCUACAUUGAUGAGCUGUGCUCACAGAAACACUUUGUUGAGCAAGUGGAGGCCAUAAUAAACCCCCAGUUUGUGGCAGAAAUCCUAUCUACCAAACCAGAAAUGGAUAUACUGGCUCUAACCAAGGAGCUGGAGCAUGAGGAAGAAUUCACUGUUGACCAGCUGCUGGAGAAGCACUGCCUGGCUUUGAAGAAGAAAGAAGUUGAGAGAGCACCUCCAAAUCCUGGUGCCCCUCAGAUACCUGCCAGUGCUUCUGUACUGACUGUCUGCCAAGGUGCAGAGAGAGAUGGGCAUGGUGUCCAAAGAGGAGCCAGUGCACAGACUGGUUCCUCACGAAUGGCUUCCUUAGACCACCACUAUCUUGGAGCCACCAGUGCAGAAAUAUGGGGGUUUAAGCCUGCUGCUGUCCUCCCAAGUAAUCAAAGUUCACCCCCACUGGCAGACAUCAGACCCACUGGUAUUCCCUGUGGCAGAGGAACACAUAACCAAAGCCCAGGAUCCAGAUGUACAGGGAGCCUCAGAGAAGCUUCUGCUAUUGAGGACCUCCAUGGGCCACUGGACAGAACUAUUGAGGACGAUGACGACGACGAGCUGUACAGCCUGUCCUUCCUCCUGGCCUCCCAGUUGACGCUGGUGCCCUGGACACUAAAUGAGGAAAUGUACCCAUAUGUAGAUCUCUCUGAUUCUGUUUGUAUCCCCAAACCAUGUCCAAAGAUAAGGGGCCUUAGCCCUGAUCCAUAUCCAAUUGCCAAGUCUAAGAAGCAAGCUCUCUUUGAAGGCUUGGUUCCUAUGGCUAAGAGGCCUAACUUAGUGCCUGGUAAUGGGGUGUCUGAAGGCCCACUCUCAGCUCUGGAGCUGGCUUACCUCUCACAGUCUCAGAAGAGGAAGUAUGAGCCACUAGGUACCCGUAAGAGAAAGAGGAAGAAGAGGUAUUGAGCCUCCUGUGUGAUAUCCCCUAAAAGUGAGCAGAGAUUUCACCUUGCCUCUAUCCCAAACCCCAGAGUGAGGAAAAACACAGCUCUUGCUCACUCAGAACUGAUCCAGCUGCUGCCAAGGGUAGAUCUAGAAGGUUAGAGGCAUUGAGAAAUAAACACAGGGAUGAGGGGUGGGGCAAGGACUGGGAGGGUGAUAUCACUUUAGGAGUUUUUAAGUUACAGUAAAUAAAGGUAGCUUCAUUG
This is a messenger RNA of Arvicanthis niloticus (Nile rat), 2559 nucleotides long. RefSeq names its product NUT family member 2-like. The record is from RefSeq and is a predicted model, not a curated record. Lineage: Eukaryota; Metazoa; Chordata; Mammalia; Rodentia; Muridae.